Messenger RNA from Wasmannia auropunctata (little fire ant), 1227 nucleotides. Its product is annotated as cdc42 homolog. Bases 135 to 710 code for a protein of 191 amino acids. Gene Ontology annotation, molecular function: GTPase activity; GTP binding. The record is from RefSeq and is a predicted model, not a curated record. Gene Ontology annotation, biological process: small GTPase-mediated signal transduction. The transcript has 5 exons. NCBI's taxonomy places the organism in Eukaryota, Metazoa, Arthropoda, Insecta, Hymenoptera, Formicidae.
GAGGGUAUCGCGCGCCGCGCUAUCGCCUUCAAUCUGCCAUGUCUAUCUAACGAGACCGCAGGCUCCGUGACGAUAAAGCGCAGUACAGUGUCGACGCCCAGUCCUUGCGUGUAGGCAUUUGGUAGAACUCCAAAAUGCAGACAAUAAAAUGUGUAGUAGUUGGAGAUGGAGCAGUCGGUAAAACUUGUUUAUUAAUUUCUUACACUACGAAUAAAUUUCCAUCGGAAUACGUCCCGACAGUAUUUGACAAUUAUGCAGUCACCGUCAUGAUUGGCGGGGAGCCAUAUACAUUAGGAUUGUUUGAUACAGCUGGUCAGGAAGACUAUGAUCGUCUACGUCCAUUAAGUUAUCCACAAACUGAUGUGUUUCUCGUGUGCUUCUCAGUUGUGUCACCGUCAUCAUUUGAAAAUGUUAAAGAAAAGUGGGUACCCGAAAUAACACAUCACUGUCAGAAGACGCCGUUUUUACUGGUUGGCACGCAAAUCGAUUUACGAGAUGAUGCAGCAACCAUUGAAAAGCUAGCGAAAAAUAAGCAAAAGGCUAUUUCGGGCGAACAAGGAGAGAAACUUGCUAAGGAAUUAAAAGCUGUGAAAUAUGUUGAAUGUAGCGCUCUUACACAGAAAGGACUUAAAAAUGUCUUUGAUGAGGCAAUAUUAGCGGCUUUAGAGCCACCAGAACCUAUUAGAAGAAGAAGAUGUAUUAUUUUGUAGAAGGUGUACGACUUUUUUUAUAUAAAACUGUUAGUUCUACAGUAAUGAAGACUGUAAGUUUCCUCAUAUACACUGCAUGCAAAAGUUUUACAGUGACAAUUGUUAAAUUCUAAGGCAUAUAAUAAGUAUUUUAUAACAUUGGCGCGGCAUAUACGUGGAUAUGAAGCAAUUUUUAUCUAUAUUGGCAUUAUACAAAUUUUAUAAUUAUAAAAUUGUAAUUAUAAUUAUUAAAUUAUAUCUGCCUUGUAUAAUGAAUGUUAUACCAACAUAUCUCACAUUAUUCUGUGUAUCUCUGUGCUUGCAUUAUGGCGAUCAGACAUAUGGAUUGUCUUACACAGAAUGUUAACAAGAGAUUCGAGAGAAUUUAGGGAUAUAAUAUAAUAUCCGUAUAAUAUAUACACUACAUCGUUAAAAAAAAAAAGAUAAAAUAAUUUUGCUCAAUAUAAACUGUUUCAUAAAGAAGAUUGUAUGUUUUGUAUGAUUUUAUGUCAUCAAAUUAUAACAAAAUGUACACGUA